Molecule: messenger RNA, 1230 nt
Organism: Eucalyptus grandis
Lineage: Eukaryota; Viridiplantae; Streptophyta; Magnoliopsida; Myrtales; Myrtaceae
Exons: 4
Coding region: 1-1230 (409 amino acids)
Biological process (GO): signal transduction
Source: RefSeq, a predicted model, not a curated record
AUGAAGAAAAUAAAUGUCCUAGCAAUUGCUCUUCCACUAGCCCCUCUGUCUGUGUACGCUUACAGAUUGCUACAAAAGAAAAGAAGUGCAGUCCCUCGGAAAUACGAUGUGUUCUUGAGCUUCAGCGGUCCAGACACUCGCACCGGCUUCACUGAUUUUCUGUACAACAGCCUAGUAGCUACCGGUCUCCACGUGUUCAGGGAUUAUGACUCAAUCCCAGUUGGCGAGCAGAUAGGCCCAGAGAUUAUCAAGACCAUCAAGAGUUGCAGGAUCGCCAUCCCGAUCAUCUCUGAACAGUAUGCGCAGAGUAAACGGUGCCUCCGUGAGCUCAAAGAGAUUGUGGAUUGCCAGCUAAAGGAUGGCAAAUCAGUCUUCCCUGUAUUCUAUAAGGUGGAUGUUGGUGAUAUCCAUCGCCAACGCGUUAACUUUGAAAACACCCUACGGAGACCUGAGAUGCAGACCAGUGCAGAAGAAAUGGAAAAAUGGUGGAAUGCGUUUACUUCUGUGGCGAAGAUUAAAGGAUGGAUAUCACAUACCAUUUCUGAUGGGCAUGAAGCAGAGCUAGUUAAAAUGGUAGUCGCAAAGGUUUCAAGUGACUUGAAGAUGACGUGGAUUGAACGGCUCCCUACGUUCAUAAGCUCCGUGCUUUUUCACUUUUCGGACAAGAAAAGAAGAGAAAGUAAUUGCCAAGUGUUCUUAGCAUUUUGCGGCCCUGAUACUCGACACAGCCUUGUUGCUUUCCUCCGCGUCAGCUUUCAGCUUGAAGGAAUUAGAGUAUUUGACGAUGAUGAUUCAUCUCUCAUCGGUAAAGAUAUUGAUAAUGAGAUUUAUGAUGCUAUCAACUACUGCAAGAUAUCCAUUCCGAUUCUCUCUGAAGAUUAUGCCUCCUCUUCUUGGUGCCUCAAUGAGCUAGCUCAAAUGGUUGAAUGCCAUCAAACGAAGGGCCAAAAGAUAUUGCCCAUCUUCUAUAAAGUACAAAGCUCAAACGUGCGAGACCUAUCGGGUGUUUUUGGACAAAGGAUACUUAGACAUAGGAAUCUAGUUGAUGCAACUACAUAUGAGCGGUGGGAGCAAGCUCUCAGGAAGGUUGGGACCUUCAAAGGAUGGGUUUCAGAGAGAAUCGCCAAUGGGUAUGAAGGAGAACUUGUAAAAAGGGUCGUCAAGGACGUUUCGAAGUUGGUUAAAGAAUCCCCAUACACACGAUGCCCCAUCCCGUACACCAAAUAUUGA